AUGAUUAAGUAUGCAAAGGCAUCACAAAACUUGAAUGAACUUGAGAAUCUUGGUUGUACCAUUGUGAAUGAAGUUGAUGCACGUACAAUGGCCCAACACCCACUUCUGCAACAUUUAAAGUUUGAUCGCGUAGUUUAUAAUUUUCCUCAUGCUGGUUUCCGUGGUCGUGAAAGCGAUUACUUCCAGAUUGAGCUUCACAGGAACGUAGUGAGAGGAUUUCUGCAGAAUGCUAAACGUAUGCUUACUAUUUGUGGGGAAAUCCAUACUACUCACAAGACAAAACAUCCUUAUAAUAUGUGGAAUAUCAAGUUGUUGGGAAGUUGGGAGGACUUGGAGCUUGUUGGAGAAGUAGAAUUCAAACAAAAUCUUUAUCCUGGUAACAAGAACAAGAGAGGAGAUGGUUGUAAAAAUGUGAUCAAAGUUUUCUUGUUGGAGAGUGCAGUACCUUCAAGUUCUCAUUAA
Molecule: messenger RNA, 462 nt
Organism: Vigna unguiculata (cowpea)
Lineage: Eukaryota; Viridiplantae; Streptophyta; Magnoliopsida; Fabales; Fabaceae
Source: RefSeq, a predicted model, not a curated record